AACUCAGAAUUUUUCCUAUUUAAAAAGCUUCUUCACUCAAAAGUUGCAGAAACCAAAAGUUUUCUUCUUCUGCUUGGCAAUUAUUAGUUGUGGAUCAUGUAAGUGAUUUUUUGGGCUAAAUGAUGAGCUCAAAACUUGUAGUAAGGAUUCAGCGGAAUCUGGCUACUAAUGCGGCUUCGCGUACAAGCCAUGAAAAUACAAGUUGUUCAGAAAAAUAUAAAAUUCGUGGAGCUAAGGGCAUCUUCAGGCUUAUAUUCUGGGCAAUUGGAAUUUUAUUGGAUCCAUUAGUGGUCUAUCUAUUUUAUUUGGGUGAUGAUAGAAAGUGCGUUCAAGUGGACAAAAAUUUUGGGACGGCAAUUUGUGUUGUUCACUUUGUAGUUGAUAUUAUUAAUAUAGUCUUUUACUCGAUUUUAGAGCUGCCUGCUGAUUUAAAUGAAAGUGCAUGGAUUCGCAUAUUACUCAUAUGUGGGAAUAUGAUAAUCAUGUUUCCGCUGUCACUGGAGAUGCUUAUUCUCAUUCAUCGAACAAAAACCCGCACAGUUUGGAAUAGAGUAGCACUUCUUCGAUAUCAAAUGGUACCGAGAAUAAUUCGACUGUCAAUAUUGACUGCAUACGGUUCUUCAUCAUCAAACUUGGCUCUAUGGGCGAUUAAGCUCCUUUAUUCAUACGUGUAUUCGGGUGAAGUAAUUGGAUCCGUUUGGUAUGUCCUAGCCAUAUACGCAGAGGCCAGAUGUUGGCAGAAAGCGUGCAGGACUCACAAAAGUGGAUGCCCUGAUCGAGAGUUUCGUGACCGUUUCUUACCUUGCAACGAAAGUUCAGAAGCAUACAAAAUUAUGAAUGAUUUUUGUUCAAGAAAUACAAUUGAGUAUGAUUUUGGAGUAUUCCGUGACGCCCAUCAGUCUGGAAUUCUGGAGAUGAGAAAUUUUUCGCUUAAGCAUUUGUUUUGUUUUCGAUGGGCCAUGCAAACUAUCAGUGGUUUUGGUUCGAACAUUGGAACAGCUAGUACUGACGUAUCUGGAAACAUCUUUGUACUUUGUGUAAUCUACAUGGCAGUGAUUUUGUUUUACUCUCUUAUCAGAGAAAUGCAGUCCGACGUUGAAAGACGAAAGGAGAGACAAAACAGGUCGUCAAAUACUUCUUAAUCGGCUUCAGACGAACCCGCCCACAUCAGAGCUGUUGACAAAUUCAAGCAUAAGCCAGUUGUACCCCGCGUGUCUGUUAGCAUGUUUCUAUGUUCAAGUUUGUUCCUAUUCUUUAGAUAAUGAGUGCCAGUAUUUUGGUCAAAGUUGUUAAGAUAGAGUUUGUUUUUCAUUAGUACGUUUUGUAAGGUUUAUUUGAGGGCCUGACUUUGAAUCUUUGAU
Molecule: messenger RNA, 1361 nt
Organism: Pistacia vera
Lineage: Eukaryota; Viridiplantae; Streptophyta; Magnoliopsida; Sapindales; Anacardiaceae
Product: probable cyclic nucleotide-gated ion channel 3
Exons: 6
Coding region: 120-1142 (340 amino acids)
Source: RefSeq, a predicted model, not a curated record